UGCUACUAAAAUGCCACCUGGUGAAAAGUAAGGCCAAAUUUCUUUCCUGAUCCCACGUUCGGAAGCAAGUGGAUUAAUAAUUCUUAUUACCUGCAUUAGGCCUUUUCCCCCUGCCCACCAUCAGUAGAAGAACCUUAAGCUGUACCUGAUAAUCAAUGCUUCCAUCAGGAAAUCCAUCUCAUCCUGCUCUGAGCAGACUUCUGGCAGGGUCUGUUGAGAGGUAAAGACAGUGAGGACCACCCCACCAAGGAAUUGAGAACAUUUGGGUGAGCACCAAAGGAAGAAGAAAAAAAAGGCAAGAAAAGAACAGGCAGGUAACUUGUGAAUGGCUUCAGGAACGUAUGAGGAAGGCCUCAUUUUGUCAGUGCCCAGUAUAUUGGACUGUAUGGGGUAGGACUGUAUUGGACUGUAUGGGGUAGUUAAAGUUAGAACAUGAAACUGGUGACCUACUUGGAGAUUUUUUGUAUGCAUUUAACUAUACGCAGUGUCCUCAGGACAUUGUUCUGACAAAGGGGGGCUUUUUGUAAUACCUUGAAAUGGUCAUAUUAUUUGUCUGUUUGGUUUAACUGUAUAAUUAUGGUGAGUCUUUUUCAUAGGAAAGUUUUUAGUUAUUAGCAAAACCUGUUCUUGUAGGGCUUGAAAUGUCUUUUUGCUAUUGUGAAUUCUGUAAGAGGAUGUACCAUGGUAUCUUUGCGAUCUCACUCAUACAAAAUCUAACUUGUAUUAUCUUUCCUUGUUGACAGAAAGGCAGAUUUUCACUUUAAAGAUCACAUCAUCCUCCUUCCUGUGAAAAUAAUAUGAACCAGAAGGUGCUGGUUUUCCUUCUCCCAAAUUUUAUUUUUGGGAUAUUUCUUUUGGGUUUUUUCUAUAAGAGACAAAAAACCCUAACAGGUGCUUUUCCUGAUCCCGCUGAAGAUUGGCCGGAGAUUCAAAAUGGUCGCAAAAGCACACUGGCUUCUGUCUGCCUGAAGAACAAUCUUCUGAAAUUAAGACAGCAAUUGGAUUCUCAUGUUGCAAACCAGCUCUUUGUGGAGCACAAACAUAAAUUUAUCUACUGUGAGGUACCCAAGGUAGGCUGCUCCAAUUGGAAGAGAAUUAUUUUUCUCCUCCAAGCAGGCUUGAAUGCGGAAGCUUCUGAAAUUGAGCAUGACAACAUCCACCAAACCUCAGUGAUCAAAAAGCUGGUGACUUAUCCUCCUGCCACACAAAAGGAAUUUCUGAACAAUUAUACGAAAGUGAUGUUCACCAGACAUCCCUUGGAAAGGCUGGUUUCAGCUUACAGAGACAAACUUCUGCACUCUGAGCCAUUCUACAGUGUCACUGUUGCUAAUGAGAUUAGGGCAAUGUUCAGGAAAAACAAAAAUUCUUCUGAAAAAGUGAGUUUCCAGGAAUUUGUCAACUUCAUUACAGCAAAACCACCAAAUAAGCUUGACAUUCACUGGAAACCAAUGUUUCUGCUCUGUGAUCCUUGCAACAUUCAAUACAAUAUUCUGGGUAGGUAUGAAACUCUUGGGUUAGAUUCUGAGCAUGUUCUGAAGGUCAUUGGAGCACCAGAGAGCCUGCACUACCCCAGUUUGAAGAGGUAUGGCUCAGAGAAACGAACUAAUGGUGAUAUCACCUUGGAGUAUCUCAGACAAUUGAACUCAGAACAAAUUGAGAAGAUAAAAAAGUUGUAUCAAAUGGAUUUUUUCUUGUUCAACUAUAGUAUGAAAUACGAGGACUAUUUGCCCCUGGAUGACUAAUCUAGGAUAAACAAAGAACAGUUUCCUUUGUACAAAAUGGGCUGAACUUGUCCUCACAGGUGCUUGAUAGGUGCUUUGGUAACAGCUGCUGAGAUUUUACUGGUGUUCAGAAACAUGGUUUAUCAUCCUAAGCACUCUUACAACAAAUCCCUGCCAUGAUCUGUUGCACCAUACAGUACUUCACCUACACGAAAUGAUUUUCUUCCUGUUGAUCAUUAAUGGCAUAUGUUUGUUUCAUGAAGAUUGUUUAUAAAUGAUAGAUUUUGGUAUGAUGGUAAGGGAUAGGGGAAUGAUGAAGAAUGUUGUUUUUCACAAUGAAUAUUUUUAGAAUACCAUUAUUUAAGAUAAAUGAUUUUAAUUUUUUAUUAGAAAAAGACAUACGAAGCAAUAAAUAAUCUGCUUGAGAGUCAAACCACUCUCUAUCGGCAAGACCCUCAAUUGUGAAUCCUGUAGGAAAGAAGCAAAUAAAUUCAGCUGCUUGAAGCUGCACCACACAGAACUUAAUGCCUGAUUAUAUUCCUCUCUGGCAGUGCUCCCACCACAGCCCACCAGCCUCAUCCUUCAAGCUGUAUAGUUGGCAGCAAUCCAGUCAGGGUUUCCCUUAUAUCUCUCCAAAAUCUUCUGAGGAGCAGGUCUGGUGUUCACGGUGACUUUGCAAACUCUUUGUGAGCAUUAUGGUCUGAUUUAAGAGGGAAGGUCUGAAAAAUGUAUCUUUUAUUUUUUUAGAGAAGUAUUUAGAGGUAUGUUCUAAACUGUACAACUGGGGUGGUGCAGGAUCUAAAAUCUCAGUGGAAAGGUGACUCAUUUAUUCUCCAAAAUCACUCACCACCCAGUCAACUGACCGGGCAGUCAGCAGAGGGGGAAUAAUGUGUGGGCUUUCCCCAUAUGUGCCUGCUGGAGCCCAUGAGCCCUUGGGACUUACCUGAGCAUGGCACUUAGGUGGAGCUGGGUAACUCAGUAAUAUAUUUGUUCUACCUGUUUCUUUCUCACCUCACAGGAAAUUGAGUGCAAAUAAAUUGUAGAAUUAUGGUGAAGGGAGCAAUGACGCAUGUGGGAGAAGCAACUCAAACCAUUAUCUACUUCUUAUAUUCCUACAUGGCUUUGGUUUUAGAUCACUAUGGGGUCUAUAUACUAUAUUAAGUACAAGACUUGCCCCAUAUUUUUUUUUCAAUCUAUUGCCUAGUCACAUUGAAAAUUAAUUUGUGACCAUAUUAACUGUAGCAAGUUUUAGAAACUAAUUGUAUUAGCACUACCUUUAGGGGAUGUCAUUCUCUCAGGAGCUAACUUGAAAGUCUCUCAAAUGCACUUAGCUCAGCUUAUCAGCUAUACCUGCAAAUGUACAAAGGCUGGCAGGCUAGUCGUGGGUCCAAAUUGGGCUUGCAGCUUGUCAUUACAUAGAAAAGGACAGGGACAAAAUAACACACUGCAGCCACCAAUCUGUAUAGCUGUUGCUGCCCGCUGCACGGCCAAGGGAGAGGGGAAAGCAGGGACUGGGAAAAUUAUAUGUAUUGGGAUUUACGUCAUGAGGGUUGUGAAGAGAGGUCCCAGGGCAGGGAGUGGGGUGCAGGGUGGUCUACCCCAGAGGGAAGAUGCAGUGAUACAUUGGACAUCGGCUAGAGACGCUGAUGAGACCAUGGUGACGCGACAGGAGGAGGCAGAGGAAGAAGCUUUCGGAGUCGCUCCUUGAUGGCAGAUGGUACACAAAGUCAGGACUAAUGUUCAGUACAUCUGGCAGCUCUUGUAUGGGUGACUAUUCUAUAAAUGGAGCAGCUUUAGCACAGGGGGACAUCCAAAGUGAGAAGACCAAGCAAGAAGAGCAAAACAUUUGGUUUGGUUUUUUUUUUUUUUUUUUUCAAAUAUCUUGUGAUUUUAUGCAGAGUGGUUCAUGGUUCUGGAUCUUACUCUCACCACCACCAUCUUUGGUGUCCCCACAGUGCUACUAUGCCCGGACACUGGACUGCUCAUGCUACCCCAGCAACCACGUAAUUCACACCGAUUUUUUUUUAAACUUUUAUUGUGCUAAAGCAGAGGAAGCUGAAAAUUACUCCUAUCAAAAUUAAGGCUAUGCAGAGGGAUGCAGUCUCCCUCUCUCUCUUUUUCCUGAAUUAGAGCCAUCUCCAGCCACGUGCUUCUACUUUCUUUGCCAGCCCAUGCAGAGGAAGAUAGGAAUAAGAUUUGCUUCAUAAUUUGCUUCUAUAUGAUAGAUCCCUCCAGAAAUAUAAGCUUCAGCAAAGAUACUUUUAUUUUCUGGCACCAUCAGCAAGCCUAGGCGAACUCUGAAGCAAUGAUACUGACAGAGUUGGAUAGGCGUCUCUGCUAUCAGCACUCUAGUGCUAACUCUCCUCUCUGGUUUCUUGCUGUUAGCGAUGAGUGGCUUUUUAUUCUUAUUUCCUCUUUCACACAAGAUCACAUAGUCAUCCUACAGUGGUGUCAGAGAACGGAUGGCUAAUUCAUUCAUCACAAGUACUAGUCAGUAACAGAAGGCUAUCUAUCGAUGCAGAAAAAUCUCUAACUAUUCAUGAUGACUUUCAGAUUUUAUGUUUGCCUAUAGGAAAUCGUAAGUAGCACAUUGCCUGGAAACACUGGCUGCAGUAAUGCCGUUUAUCUGGGGUGGGUCUCGACACAAAAAACUGCGGAGGACACGGGUGUGCAUGUGUGCACACGUAACGACGGUUUUAGGAAGCAGUGUCCUACAAGUAUGGUAUAAAUUGUGCGUUACCAGUGCUAACAAAAUUAGAAUAAUGGGUUGAAAUCUGUUGGAAAAAUAGGAAGAACAGACAUUGCUUUAUAAAGGAUCUUGUAGCAUUCCCCUGCGGGCAUUUUUUAAUGCUCCGCCUGAUUUACUGCAUUUCCAUUUCUGUGAGCUUGAGAAUACUCCCUAACAUCCCCUCCACGCACCCAAGAGCUGCUGUGCAGUGGCCCAGGAAUACAUAAGAGCUCUGCAAUACGUUUCAAAAUUAAUGAAAGCAAUGGUGACUUGCUCUAUGCUGUAAAAAGCUUUCACAGCUUGCAAAGGUGAGCAUGGAAGUUUGGGCUGAGCUCAAAAACUUAGUCUGCAGGAGAAAAUUGCAACAUCUUUAGUACUUGCAUCGAAUUGGUGUAUUUUUUAGCGCUAGCUGUCAGACGGCAAUGCUUGCAGAAAAUUCUGCUCUCUAGUAUUUCCUAACAUGUGAGUGACUGCCCAUUGCCCAGAGCAGGGUGGGGGCUGUACCACCACCUUGUUUAUUCCCCAGCUGAACUCUGAAGUUCAUUCCACUAGACAGCAUUGUGAAUUCACCAAUAAUACGGCUGUUAUAGCAUUCUUGAUAUUGUAAUGUAAUAAAAGUUGAUGAACGCUCUGGACCUUGUCCUAGUCAGCCCACAAGAACUGUAAAACACCUGUAAACUUCAUGAUGAAAAUAAUAUUACUGUCUUUUUUAUGGCCUUGGAGAGAGAUUUCCUGUACUGUCUUCCCUGCAAGUGUACUGUACAGAACAAAGGCUCUAAGCUGAGCUGGCCUUCCAUUUGCUUUUGCCUAGAGAAAAACUUUCAGUGGAGCUUCUUUCUUUUGGGUGCUAGCUCCAGGUAAUGUUUUCCUGGGAGUAAAGUGGGUGCUUGCAGUUGGAAGCUGGGGCAGAGGCGGCAUGGUAUGGUGUGGCUUUGGACUCGGGCCCUAGGGUGGAUUAGAAGAGGUAGGCAUUGCCAUGAUUAAUCUUCUGAUUUGUUAUUAUAUGCCUGUGACGUUACCGUUGCUAUGUUUUAUUUCUGAUUGCCAUAAUAAACUGUAGUGAG
Phalacrocorax carbo (great cormorant) is the source of this 5513-nucleotide messenger RNA. NCBI's taxonomy places the organism in Eukaryota, Metazoa, Chordata, Aves, Suliformes, Phalacrocoracidae. The record is from RefSeq and is a predicted model, not a curated record.